AGCUUUAGCUUUAAGAAUGACACACAACAUCGUUCUAAGCAUGGCUCUGUGGUUGACCAUGGUCGGGUAGGUUAAAAAGAAAAUGUCAACACCAUAUCUAAUAGAUGCAUUAUGAUUUUUUGGUUUUGUUUUGGCUUUUUUUUCCCUUUUAUGGACUUUUUUUCUUCAUUAUUUUUUUGUUUGAGAGGACUGGUUGCCUCAGAAUAUAAGAGUCAUCAAGUCAAAACUAAAAGAGGUAUCUGUUAAAUGGAAUAAUACCCAUCCUGUGUUCUCUACUCUGAAAUUUGACUGUGUGGCAGCCAUAUGCCUCCAGCAGGAGAAAAAUUGCACUGCUACCACCAUUUCCAGGAAAUCCAACUAGUGUUUGUUUGAAGAUUAGGAUCCAGCUUUUGUACAAAGCACCUCAAGAGAUCAAGCAGAAGUAAUUAACUUAUUUAAAUUAUCAUCUAACAUGAACACAAAUCACCUUUUGGAGAGAAAAUCUACUCAAGAAUGAUUUGAUACAGCUGAUCAACCAAGCAGUUCUUGUUGCUGCCUCUCCUUAUUUCUGCCAUAGGUAUUUAAGUAUGGAAAUCCUCAGGUCCAUAUGAGCUGCCAUUGCAUGACCUGAGGCAACUUCAUUUUCUAAUGAAACAUGUAGAAAAUCUUUCUCAACUAGUCCUUUGAAGUAAUUUUCUUUAAUGUAGUAUUGUUUUUCAUUUUGUGUUAUUAUUGUCAGAAAGGGGAGCAUUUAAAUUACUUGCAAUGUAUGCAUAGUUGAAGUUGAAAUUCAGAAUAAACACGAACAUUUAAAGCUUAACUGCUUCAAAAACUUCCUUGAUGCCAUUGCUGACACAAAUUUAUAGCGUAUCUUUUUAUUAAAAAAGGCUGAUUUUAAUUCCUGAAGAUAAAAACCAAAAUAAUUCCAAAAUCUUAAAAGUUACUGUUUCUACACACUUGGAGUUCAGUCAGAGAGGCAGUAAUAAUAUCUCAAAACUCAAUACUUCUUUAUUGGCAGGGUGCAGAGUGCUUUUUCUCCUGCUCACUUUGCAGAAGGCAUUUAGCACAUCACAGAAUCAUAUCUCCAGUUUUCUUGGAAAUAUACAAUGUAAGAGAGGGAGGACAAAAUGUUAAGAGUACAGUGUCCAAAUUGGCUGGUAGAGAGAGGCUGUUUGUACUCCAGAAAACUGCUUUGAUAUUUUACUCUUGACUUGGUGAACAUUGAAAUAGCUACUUGUCUGGAAUUGUUAUAAUAAUCAAUUUUUACAACAUUCUAAUUUCUUCUUUCUCAUGCUGAGCACAGUCUGGGACCCUGGGGUUCACAGAACUUCUUAAUUUAUCCAUAUUAAUUGUAUCUUUAAUGGACUUUUUUAUAUUUACUCUUAUGCAUGCAAAACCAGCAUAUGCUGCUAUGUAUGAAAAGCUAAAAAUCAAAACAGAAAAAGUGAAUUAAUUUCAUCUGGGUGUGCCUUACUGCCAUUUACAGAUUUGCAAAUUACAUGUUCUGUAAAUUGUAAAUUUAAUUUUAAAUUGUAGCUGGUAUAUACUGUACUGUGCCAGAUUCUAUUCUCAGUAAAUUUACAGUGGUGCAAAUUGAACUGAAAUCUGUGCUUUAUAUAUCUGAGCUGGGUUUCAUUAUAAUUGAAACUAUGAAAAGGUCAAAGUGGUCUUUGGUACUACCUGGUCCCUGCUCUGAGUAGUGCUUUGGGGGCUUGUGUAGUUGCACAUCUCCAUAGCAUUAGGAUCCUGAUGUGCUCUAGAAAGUGCUGGUUUUGUGAGCUGCUGCUGAUUAUAAAUUAAGUGCCAGUCUGUAAAUUCUUCAGGAAACCUGGAAACAUGCUAUUGAGAAAGCCAAGCACAUGCCUGAUCCCUGGGCAGAAUUUCAUCUGGAGGACGUUGAGACAGAACAUGCCACUCGUUACAGGUACAAUGCAGUUACUGGGGACUGGGUUGAAGAUGAAGUCCUUAUCAAGAUGGCUUCUCAACCUUUCGGUCGUGGAGCAAUGCGGGAGUGUUUCAGAACGUGAAAAAAAGCUGUCCAACUUCUUACACAGUCAGAACUGGAAAGGUGCCUAUAAUUAUGUUGCCAAGCAAUACAUAGAGAGUGUAAGCAGGGAUGUUUAUUUUGAGGAUGUUCGACUGCAGAUGGAAGCAAAACUCUGGGGAGAAGAGUACAACCGGCACAAGCCACCAAAACAGGUGGAUAUAGUGCAGACCUGUAUUAUCGAAAUGAAGAACAGGCCUGGAAAGCCUCUCUUUCAUCUGGAACAUUACAUUGAGGGCAAAUACAUCAAAUACAACUCAAAUUCUGGAUUUGUGCGAGACGACAACAUUCGUCUAACUCCUCAAGCCUUCAGUCACUUCACCUUUGAGCGCUCAGGACACCAGCUCAUUGUUGUUGAUAUCCAGGGAGUUGGAGAUCUUUACACAGAUCCUCAGAUCCAUACAGAGAGUGGUACAGAUUUUGGAGAUGGCAACCUAGGUGUUCGAGGUAUGGCCUUGUUCUUUCAUUCUCAUUUCUGCAACAACAUCUGCAAAAGCAUGGGGCUUGCACCAUUUGAUCUUUCAUCCAAAGAGAAAGAUGCCUUGGAUUAUAAUAAAAAAUUGCUUGAAUCUGCUCAAACAAUCCUCCGUGGCACAGAGGAGAAAUGCGGCAGCAGCCGGGUGAGGACGGUGUCCGGGAGUCGGCCCCCGCUGCUCUUCCGCCUGUCUGAAAACUCCGGGGAUGAAAGCAUGAGUGAUGUGGCAUUCGACUCCCUGCCCUGCUCUCCAUCCUCUGCAACCCCUCACAGCCACAAGGUGGACAUGCUUAAUUGGCCUGUGUUCAGUGAAGUAGAUAACUUGGAUCAGCUUGACAACAAAAGGGAUUUUGAAAAUGGUGGAGACAGUGGAUAUCCCAGUGAAAAGAGAAGUGAGACAGAAGAUUUGGAUCAUAGAGAGAGGGGCCAUUCAAACAACAACCGGAGGCAGGAGUCUGAUGAAGACAGUUUGGGAAGCUCUGCAAGGAUCAGUGUGGAGAAAUGGAAUCUUUACAACUCUUCCAGAGUCCACAUCCACAGACCAUCCAGUGUUGCCCAAGAAAUUCAGAGGCUCAAUGCACUAGAACUUGAAAAAAAAAUUGGGAAGUCAGUCCUUGGAAAGGUUCACCUGGCCAUGGUUCGCUAUCAUGAAGCCGGGCGCUUCUGUGAGAAGGACAAGGAAUGGGAUCAGGAGUCAGCCCUGUUCCACCUGGAGCAGGCUGCAGACUGCGGGGAGCUGGAAGCCAUCGUUGGGUUGGGCCUCAUGUGCUCUCAGCUGCCACAUCACAUUCUUUCCGAGGUCACCCUUCAGGAUACAAAGGAGAACAGAAAUAAAGGAUUUAAUUACUUACUGAGAGCAGCAGAAGCUGGAGACCGGCCUUCCAUGAUUCUGGUAGCAAGAGCAUAUGACACAGGUGUAAAUCUUGGUGCAGACAGAGCCCAGGAUUGGAAGGAGGCAUUGCACUGGUACAACGCUGCACUGAACAUGACCGACUAUGAUGAGGGAGGUGAAUAUGAUGGCACUCAGGAUGAGCCUCGGUAUCUGCUCCUGGCCAGGGAAGCAGAGAUGUUAAUGAUGGGAGGGUUCAACCUGGAGAAGAAUCCACAGAGAUCAGGUGAGCUUUACACAGAAGCAGCAGAAGCAGCCAUGGAGGCCAUGAAGGGCAGACUGGCAAAUCAGUACUACCAAAAAGCAGAAGAGGCUUGGGCAAUGAUGGAAGAAUAACUCUGAAAUUAAGCAGUUCUUGUAUAUAAAUUUUUUAUACACUUUGCUGCAUUUGCAGCUAAAAGGAUGUAUUUUUAUGUGAUGUUACCAGGUUGUUUUUUCUUCGUAUUUUAGUUUUAUAAUUUUUUCGAGGGUAGAAAUCUAAAUGUAAGUAGUAUGUAGGGUGCCCUAGUAUACUUCUGUUUGUGUUUUAAAGCUGUAAUACACACACACUUGGACCUUUUGUACUUUUUUUACUGUUAGAACUGAGGGGCCUAGUUUUUUUGACAAAAGAAAAUGAGGCUUUAUUAUUUAGCCUUUAAUGUCCUGUUUUUUACAUAGCAAAUGAUCAGUAUGUUUACAUUUUUCUUCUCCUCCCCACAUACAGAAAAACAUCUUCCUAAAUUCUCAGCAUUUCUUCAUCAUUUUUGGUGUAUCUCACCAAAUUUGCACAUGAACAUAAAUUUUCAGUUUAUGGAUGCAGCUACUGAUAUUGAUAAGUAGUCCCAUUCUAAUUUGCUGACCUUGUUGGACACUUUAUUCUCAAAUGAAUUUCAGAUGGAAUCCUUAGUUUGGAGAGGGGUAGGGAAGAUGAUUCAGAUUGGCAGUGAGGAUAUUCAGACUGGAAUGUUCUAUUCAUUACCAGCAUUGCAUAUUAUACCAUUAGAAAAACAUUCAUGUUCCUGAUGAGGUGAGGCAUCCAGCUACCUCUCUCAUUUUCACAUUUUGCACCAUAUAAAAGUUUAGGUGUAUAAAAUUCUACUGAUCUUAUAUUUGUCAAAUGACAUAAAGUAGCAAGAUUUGUAAUAUACAGGUAAUUUGAAGUUAGUUUUACAGUGGCAUCUCAAAUUUCAGUGACACUAAAUCAUCUCACUUAAAACAAGGCCACAUUUUCCACCAUCUCCAGAUGGAUGUUUGAAGAGGUUAGGAGAUGUUGAUUCACCUAUUUCUAUGUACAUAAGACAAUUUAUAUGGUUUAAGUCUAUUUUAAAAUGGUAUUUUACCUGCAAAUGCCAUUUAGAGAAGAGUUUCUGAUUAGAAAGGGAAAACAGUAUUACCCCCAAACACUUGAAUUUGUGUCCUCUUUGCCUAAUCCUAACCAGUGAGGGGAGGACAAAUACCUGGUGGUGGUUGAAUUAUCAUUGCACAGAGAUAAAUUUCUUCAAAUCCAAUCUUUUACUCCAAAGCUGCUGUGCCAUCUGUAUGGAUAGUACAGAAGCUGUUCCUAUUCCUUGGUUGUGGUUAACAGUCAUUUUGCAGGAAAUUUAAGAUGGAAGCUUCUGCCUCCUUGGCCUUGCAGUCCCCUGAGGUGUAAAUUGAUGUGCUGUAAUGCUCACCACUUCAGCCAAGCUCUUAAAAGCAGGUGUAAAGCUAAGCAGGCUGAGAGAUGAUGCAGGAUUGAUUAGGAUUUCUUGCGUGCAUAGCCAAGGAAUAUUAACUUCUUGUAAAAUGCAGAGAACAGAAAUCAGUUCUCUCUUUUCCUGUGCAAGUGCCUGUCACUGGAAUCAAACUGUGCUUCCAUUUGCUCUUUUUUAUGGCAAGUGGAUCUUGAAUUGCUGUUUAGACAGUAUCCAAGAGUGAUAUCACUAACAACUGCCACUGUCUGAAAGAGGUGAACUCCUGGUGGUUAAGGGAGGAUUUUAAUCCUUUCUAGGAGGGAAGGGAAGGUUACCCUUGGAUAUUGUACUUCAGGCUGGUGCUGUAACCACCAGGCAGUUGUAGCUGUGAGCAGCCUUGCAACACAUGGCAACAUCUUUUUGCUGUAGGUUGCAGAGGCGUGGGAAAGUAGUGCCCACGACCUUUUUCAUUUUUGUUUUGUUUUGAGAGUGAGGGCAAAGCUCCCCACCUGUUAAUGGAGAAAUGUCUCAUUUCUCCAUCUCAGUUGGUCUUAGGUAGUGAGGUACUAGAAUGACCAGAUUUUUGGACCUAAUAUUUUUUGUACCUAACAUGCUGAAAUAGAACCAGAGGACUGCAAUUCAGAUGAAUGUUUUCAGUAUCCAAAGUUUCUGUUUUAGAUGCCUAAAGCCUCUCUGGGAUGUGGCUUUUUUUGCUAUUUCCAUUCAUAGCAUGAAAGUAUCAGCUGUUAAUGAAAGGUGAAGCCACUCACGUCUGAAGACAGCUGAAUAAUCUAUUUUGUGCAGAACCUAUACAGUGUAGGGACUAUAGCAAAAUCAGAGAAAAAGAUUUGUUUCCUUCAUAAGGUGUUGAUGCCAAAUCUUUUGAGAUUUUCCUUGAGAAGGAAGCAUAUGUGACAGCACCACUAACCAUGUAGGGAGGAGAUUGAAAGUGCCUGUCCAAAAUGUGCAUGCAAAGAAUGUAGAGUGUAAUUAUUGACACUUUUUGGUGUAGUUUAAUUUGCUAAAUUCAAUAGUUGUUGAAGUUGCUGACAGCUCUGUGUAGAUCUGGUAUGUAAAUGUGCACACAAUUCAGUGCAAAAAUUAUUAUGGUUAUUAAUUCUUUGUUUGCAAAUACUGCUUUUUGGUGAUGAAGACUACCUUGUGUCCGAAGGUGUAUUAGAUGAUUUGGCCAUUCAAUAAAUGGGACUGUCAAUAAUAUGAAAAUGAAAAUUGUUUACAGAAAUAUUUGCAACUUACUCUGUGACAUUCUUUUGAAGGGAAUACUGUAUAUUUUAAAGACUUUUGCAAUGAUAUUGCUUUAUGCUGUAUUUUUAAUCUAUUCACAAUGAAUAAAUAAAAAUCUGUAUUUUUAAAAAUGUGAAAAUAAAUCUGAGACUCAGCCUGCCAGAACUUACCUGGGUUCAAUGUUUCCAGAUGUCAGUGGGAAUGCUGCCUGGGUAAGGACAGUGAGAUGGAAGCCUUUGUAUGACAGACAAGCAAAUACUGUUUGCCUGCAUCACUUAGUCCUCUCAUUCACUUUGUCUGAGUUCAUUCUGGAUAGUCAAUAAAAUUCUUCUUUUUGACACUUUUCUCA
Sturnus vulgaris (Common starling) is the source of this 6633-nucleotide messenger RNA. The record is from RefSeq and is a predicted model, not a curated record. Lineage: Eukaryota; Metazoa; Chordata; Aves; Passeriformes; Sturnidae.